Messenger RNA from Condylostylus longicornis, 584 nucleotides. RefSeq lists its product as uncharacterized. The coding region runs from base 40 to 405 and encodes 121 amino acids. The record is from RefSeq and is a predicted model, not a curated record. NCBI's taxonomy places the organism in Eukaryota, Metazoa, Arthropoda, Insecta, Diptera, Dolichopodidae. The transcript has 4 exons.
AUAAAAUUGUAAAAUAGCAGAACAAACCAGAUCCUAAUUAUGUAUCUCACUCCUUCUUUACUUCGGGUUGAAACUGAUAUGAUCAGUAUGGAACUACAACCGUCAGUGCAUAUACAGCACUCAAAUCAUCAUGGAACAAAUUUAACAACAUUACAAGCUCAACAUCAUCAUGCCGGUUUGAUUGGACAUCAUCAUCAUCAGCAUCAUCAAUUAACAACAGCAAUAGGAGCAGUAGAUGAAAAAUCAAAAAACAUUAAAAUGGAAAGUUACACAAAUGCAGGACUUGUUACAGCUGAAUGGAUUAAUGUUAAUGGAAGUCAAAGUGCAGAACAUUUAUCAAAUUUUUUCAUUACAGAAGACUCCCAUAGCUCCCAAGGUAGCAUUUCAGGAGAUAGUAAGUAUUAAUUAACUUAAAAUAAAACGAAAAAUUAAUUAUUCUGUUUUUUUAAUUUAUAUAAAUAAUUUACAUAUUUUUUUAAUACUUAACUAAAAUAAAAUGAGUUAGGCUCAAAGUAAGUUAUAGCAACUCUAAGUGUUUCCUUUAAAUUUUUAUUAGAAUAGUUUUUAAUUGUUAGUACUACAAA